AUAAACGGAUCAGCGUCUCUCCGCAGCCUCUCCGCUCCUGCUGCCAACCUGACACCGGCCAGCUCUCAGAGACGUGAUGGAGAAUACUGGCUGCUGGUAUUUAAUACCGUCCGCAAGCGAGCAGAUGAACAUGGCGGAGGAUUGGCAAUUCCCCUAAAGUCCCUCGGACGUUAGUUGUACCGCAGUGGCAGCGCUUUUUUUAGGGACUUCCCCGCAGUUUGAGCAGCUUUUGUUUGCAGAAGCGCACUGCGGCAGUGGCUGUGACGUUAUUUCCGAAAGAUCAGCUAAACCACACAUGGUGGCUGCUGUCCUGGGACUGAUCCACUUCAACCUGUCCUGGAACAAGAUCAUGUGAGGACAGAUGUUACCAGCGGAGCCGCCCGUCUCGUUUAAAUUAGAUGCAGACAAUCGCAAAGUGCAUGGAUAAUUAAAUGCCAAACUCUGCCCGUGCAAGGAUGAAUUGUAAAUGUUUCACUUGGAUAACGCAACAGUCGUGCAGUUAUUAAAGUCUGACCUGCAUUAGCCUGUAUGCAGAGCUCUGCAGUGUCAGAGAAAUGGCUGCUGUACUGUCAGAGGGUUGGAUCUGACAAAAUGGUGGAUUCUGGCUUGGAAGGGAGCAAGUACCGAGUCUGUGCGAUAUCAGCUGAUACCCUCAGAUGUGUUGAAGACAAACUGAGCGUUAGCAGACUAGUGACUUCUGCCCGACUGUGGUCAUCAUGGGAAAGGAGAAGCUCCACAUCAACAUAGUCGUGAUCGGCCAUGUGGACUCUGGCAAGUCCACCACUACAGGACACCUCAUCUACAAGUGUGGUGGCAUCGACAAGAGAACUAUUGAGAAGUUUGAGAAGGAAGCUGCCGAGAUGGGGAAGGGUUCAUUCAAGUACGCCUGGGUGCUUGACAAGUUAAAGGCAGAGAGGGAGCGUGGCAUUACAAUAGACAUCUCACUUUGGAAGUUUGAGACCAGCAAGUACUACGUUACCAUCAUAGAUGCUCCAGGCCACAGGGACUUCAUCAAGAACAUGAUCACUGGUACCUCUCAGGCUGACUGUGCCGUGCUCAUUGUAGCGGCAGGUGUAGGAGAGUUCGAGGCCGGCAUCUCCAAGAAUGGACAAACUCGGGAACAUGCUCUCCUGGCAUACACACUCGGAGUAAAGCAGCUGAUUGUGGGCAUCAACAAAAUGGACUCAACCGAGCCAAACUACAGCCAGAAGCGCUACGAGGAGAUUGUGAAGGAAGUGAGCACCUACAUCAAGAAGAUUGGCUACAACCCAGACACUGUCGCCUUUGUGCCCAUCUCUGGUUGGAAUGGAGACAACAUGCUUGAGCCAAGCCCAAAUAUGACAUGGUUUAAGGGGUGGAAGAUUAACAGGAAGGACGGCAGUGCAUCAGGGACCACACUAUUGGAGGCUCUGGAUGCCAUCCAGCCCCCAACCCGCCCAACAGACAAACCUCUACGUCUUCCCUUGCAGGAUGUCUACAAAAUUGGAGGUAUUGGAACUGUGCCUGUGGGUCGGGUGGAAACGGGAACACUGAAGCCUGGCAUGGUUGUGACGUUUGCACCUGUUAAUGUCACCACCGAGGUGAAGUCUGUGGAGAUGCACCAUGAGGCACUGACGGAGGCCCUCCCAGGCGACAAUGUGGGCUUCAACGUCAAGAAUGUGUCAGUGAAGGACAUUCGCCGUGGCAACGUGGCUGGGGAUAGCAAGAACGACCCUCCGCAGGAAGCUGCCAACUUCACUGCUCAGGUGAUUAUCCUCAACCAUCCUGGACAGAUCAGUGCUGGUUAUGCUCCUGUGCUGGACUGCCACACUGCUCAUAUUGCCUGCAAGUUUGCAGAGCUCAAAGAAAAAAUUGACCGCCGCUCUGGCAAGAAGUUGGAAGACAAUCCCAAGUCUCUCAAAUCUGGAGAUGCCGCCAUCGUUGACAUGAUUCCUGGCAAGCCUAUGUGUGUUGAGAGCUUCUCCGAAUAUCCUCCAUUGGGUCGUUUUGCGGUGCGUGACAUGCGUCAGACCGUGGCCGUGGGAGUGAUAAAAGGUGUGGAGAAGAAAGUGUCUACCACUGGUAAAAUCACCAAGUCUGCUCAGAAGGCCCAGAGGAACAAAUGAAUGUUGUGCUGCUCUGCCGACCACAAGGUCUCCCAAGGCAGGACAGCCCUCAUCCAACUCCAUCUUAUGAUUGGCCACUUCAACUUAAUAAUCAAAGACUGGUUAAUCAUCACAAUGCAUCGCAAAAGCAUUCGAAGGAAAGAAAGAUGUUAGGUCUUCAAUCCAUGUUGCCAUACUCCUGAAUCCAUCUCAGUGGCCAGACUACCAUUGUGUAACAUGUGGUAACAAGAAGUUAAACAAAAAAACACAACAAGGUACUAAAUGUGAGCUGUUAAUUUGGUUUAUGGUAAUACUUUUCUGUGAUACUGAACAAAUAGACUUACACUGUAAAUCUUAGCUGUCUGGAGUUAUGGUCCUAGGUCUCCUUACAUGUUCUGCUUUAAGUGUUUGCACCUACUUGCCGCUCAAUGUGAACCAAUAGCAAGAGUUAAACAUGUUAGCUAGAACCGUUUUAGUGUAUGAGUGAAACAUCUGUUGUAUUUAAGCUUUAAAUACCACUUAGAAAAAGUUUAAGCUUGUCCUUGAAGGGACUCAAAACAGCCUCUCUUUUUGACUCCUGAAGCACUUUGAUUGGCAUUUUGCUAAUUUUGCACUUUCACCGAGGAAUACUGAAUUGGCAUAAGCUACUGCACCUUAUUGUGAGAUGGCAUGAGCCUCUUUGCAACAUUAAACAUUUCUCAACCAAAGUACUUUGUU
This is a messenger RNA of Gambusia affinis (western mosquitofish), 2801 nucleotides long. RefSeq names its product eukaryotic translation elongation factor 1 alpha 1a (gene eef1a1a). Gene Ontology annotation, biological process: translation; translational elongation. Bases 717 to 2105 code for a protein of 462 amino acids. The transcript is spliced from 9 exons. Gene Ontology annotation, molecular function: GTPase activity; GTP binding; translation elongation factor activity. The record is from RefSeq and is a predicted model, not a curated record. NCBI's taxonomy places the organism in Eukaryota, Metazoa, Chordata, Actinopteri, Cyprinodontiformes, Poeciliidae.